Messenger RNA from Capronia coronata CBS 617.96, 1251 nucleotides. RefSeq lists its product as uncharacterized. Gene Ontology annotation, molecular function: aspartic-type endopeptidase activity. Gene Ontology annotation, biological process: proteolysis. The coding region runs from base 1 to 1251 and encodes 416 amino acids. NCBI's taxonomy places the organism in Eukaryota, Fungi, Ascomycota, Eurotiomycetes, Chaetothyriales, Herpotrichiellaceae. The transcript is spliced from 5 exons. The record is from RefSeq and is a predicted model, not a curated record.
AUGGGCCUGUCCAACAUUCUUCGUGUCCCUGUUCACCGCAAUGCCAAUUACAAGGCGGAUGGCACCAAGUCUCUCGUCUACCUCUUUCACAAAUAUGGCAUCGGUCCCACCAAGGCCGGACGAUUCCAUCGCAACCAUGAACACGUCUUGAUGAAACGACAAAUUGAUGGCUCUUCUGCACAAGUCACGACGGACGACCAGCAAAAUGAUGCCUUCUACACCUGCCCUGUUCAAUUUGGAACUCCGGCACAGACUCUUGACCUCGACCUUGACUCUGGUUCGGCUGACUUAUGGGUUUGGUCCACUCACCUUCCCUCCAAAACCGUCGAAGCUGCAAUGGCCUCCGGAGCUGCUGUCUUCGACCCCGACAACUCAUCCACCUUCAAAGGCAUGCCUGGAAGCACGUGGCAAAUCCGUUAUGGAGACAACUCUGCAGCCUCGGGAACAGUGGGAACCGACAAUGUCAAGAUCGGAAAUAUCACCAUUGAAGGCCAGGCUGUGGAACUUGCGAGCAGGAUCUCGAGCCAGCUUCAGAAUCAAACUGAGUCCCGCGGUCUCUUCGGAUUGGCUUUCGGCAAGAUCAACACCGUCCGCCCAAAGGCCGUCCACACUCCUCUCGAAAACAUGAUUCUCCAACAAGACAUUCCUGCCAGUCAAGAGCUCUUUACCUGCUAUUUGGGAUCAUACAAGGACAAGAAUGACCCAGACCAUGGCCAAUCGUUCUAUACCUUCGGCGGCAUUGAUGAAGGCGUGGUCCAGUCGUCUGGCCAACCGAUCUCGUAUACCCCUAUUGACAACAGUGAAGGGUUCUGGAUGUUUAGCUCACCCUCUGUGGUGAUCAACGGCGUAGCCAUUGAGCUGCCAAACAAUCAGGCCAUUGCAGACACCGGAACCACUUUGAUGCUGGUCACGGAUCAGAUCUGCGACCAGAUCUACGGUGCCAUUGACGGUGCAGAGUACAGUGAAGACGCGAUGGGUUGGGUGUUUCCUGCUGAUACUCCUGCCGAGAACCUUCCCACUGUGUCGUUCGCCGUCGGCAGCAAACAGAUUGUGAUUGAGAAGGAGCACUUGUCUUUUGCGGCGUACAACAGUACCAUGGUCUUUGGAGGAAUCCAAUCUCAGGGCAACUUGAACUUCAACAUCUUCGGCGACGUCUUUCUCCAGGGUGUCUAUGCUGUCUUUGAUGCUGGAAACAAGCAGUUCGGUGUCGUCCAACGUGCCGAUCCUACUCCUGAUGGUCCUCAAGCAUGA